This is a messenger RNA of Lycium ferocissimum, 2084 nucleotides long. RefSeq lists its product as uncharacterized. The transcript has 3 exons. NCBI's taxonomy places the organism in Eukaryota, Viridiplantae, Streptophyta, Magnoliopsida, Solanales, Solanaceae. The record is from RefSeq and is a predicted model, not a curated record. The coding region runs from base 886 to 1608 and encodes 240 amino acids.
AGUUUUUCCACAUGGGAAAUUCUUCUUUUUCUUGAUUUAUUCACUUAUCUGAAAUUUAGCACUACUUGUUUAUUUAUUGAUUCUAAUACAGUGGCAUUCUUGAAUUUUGAAUUUGUGCUUCUCAUUUCAGAUACAUGUAAUUUAAGCUAACCCAAUUAAGAGUUUGUAAAGUCUUAACAUAUAGUUGAAGAAUGAUGAUGAUUUUGAUUUGAUAUAUAAGAUUGUUUUGUUCAUUCUUUUACUGUUGGAGUUUCUUUUAUGUUCAUGAUUUGUUUAUAUUGAGCUACUUUUGUUGGUUUCAUUGAGUUACUAGGACUCAUUUGUGUCUAAAAUUUAAGUCUUUACCUGUUUCUUUAGCAAUUCACUACUUCUUUACCUAUAGUAGUGAAUCUAUGAGUAUUAUGAGUUGUUAAUUGUAUUGAAUUCUGAAGUACUAGUACCCGAAUCAGGAGCCGGGAUUUGAACUUUGUUAGUUUUAAAUUCUAGAAUAGCGACAUCAUGUGUUAGUAACUGGAUUCGGAAACUUAAUUUUUGCACGUAUUUGGUGAAUUUCAUUAUAUAAAUACAGAGUUUGAACUAAAGCUACACAUCUAGUACCUAGAUUGAGUAGAUUGCACUUCAAUAAAAAAGAAUAGUGUUAGAGAAUUGAUAGUCACUUCCCCCAGUUUAGUAAUGGAAGCUCAUAGGAAAUUGAUAAAAUCGUAUAUGUGUAGCAUUUGUUACUAACCUUCGGAAUUUAAAACCGUUUGUAAAAAAAUGUUUUUCCCUUCAGAUGAUAUUUUGAAGCAGAAAGCGGACAUUUGCUGGCUGCAUCCCACAAUUUAUGAGUUUGGUUUAGUUUAAGUGUAACGAGAUUGAGAUUGAGAUUUGUUGACUGAAGUUUUGAUGGAUCAUAGUAAUUUUGUGGUUGAUGUUGAGAGCUGUAGGAGUGCGAGCGGAGAAGCAGGAAGCACUAAUUCUCCUUUGGAUGCCAAAGUAGGGGAUGUAUUUUCCACUAGUCUCAGUAAUGGUGAUGGCGAAGAACUUUCUAAAGCUGAAAAUGGAUUGAAUAUGAACAGCAAUAUGAAGGACGGGGAUGAGCUUGCUCGGGGGAGUGUUAGAGUAUUUAUAGACAAGGGAAGUUUAGUAGAGAAGAAAACAAGCAAAGAAAAACGUAAAUCCACGAGUGCUCAGAAGGCUCCCAAACCUCCUAGACCUCCUAGAGGAUUUUCAUUGGAUGCUGCUGACCAGAAAUUGAUCAAAGAGAUUGCGGAACUCGCUAUGAUCAAACGAGCACGGAUUGAGCGAAUGAAGGCUUUGAAGAAAAUGAAAGCAGCCAAGGCAUCGUCAACAUCAUCAGCGUUGAAUGGCAGUUCCCUUGCCUUGCUAUUUACGGUUUUCUUCUUUUUUGUGCUAUUGUUUCAAGGGAUGUCUUAUAGAAGUUCAACUAUGAGCUUUUAUGAUUCAGUCCAACCCGGCCUGGUAAGGGAGAAUAGGUUCAUAAUUGUACAGGACAACUCUAGUUUAUCCACCAGUACUGCCAUUGUUGCGGGGUCUGGAUCUUCUGAUAAUGUGGAGCAGGCUUCUGGUUUAACUCACGGGAAUAGUCCGAAAAGUGUCGGAAGCUGAAAUUUAGUGACAUGCAUCAAACUAUUCAAAUAUGAAUACAGAUUGACACUACGUUUCUGGUAUACACUGCGCCUUCCUGAAGGAGUUGCACGUAAGUGACUCAGCUCAAGACCUGGCUAAUUUGUAUACCCUGUACAGUGAUUGAUACUGGUUGAUUGAGAUGAAUAACCACUGGCAUAGAAUUGCCAAUUCAGUAGCUAGCCUCAAAUAAAAAAAUAGCUUUUGAAGCCGACUAAGUCUAAUUUCCAUGAGCGUUCUGAGUAGACAAAUGUUAUGAUAUUUGGACUAGUUACAUAGUGCAUAGUACAAUCAGAGCAAGAAUUCCAGGGCUCCGUAAUUGCUGAACAACUAUUUUGACUUGUUUACUAACCGUAUCUUUUUGACUUGCUUGCUCGCACUAACUACAUAUUAAUUGCCUAGAACUGUGCUUGAGAUGCGCUUAACAUCGGAGUUAUUUGCAUUUUCAUGGAAUCGAA